AUGGCUGCUUUUCCCCCUCCCCCUCUUGCCUCCAUAGAAUGGGACAACUUGGGUGUUUCUCCUAUGGAAGUGAAUGGUCAUAUUGAAUCGGAAUACUCAAUUGCUACUGGGGAGUGGUCUGCUCCUCACUUUGUAGAAGAUCCUCUGCUGCGCAUUCACGGCCUGGCUCCUGGACUCAACUAUGGCCAACAAGCCUUUGAGGGCAUGAAAGCCUACCGUGACCCUCACGGCCAGAUCCAAAUCUUUCGACCCAAGGAUCACGCAGCUCGUCUGGCCCUCUCUUGUUCGGCCAUUGCUAUCCCCCCUAUCCCAGAAAAUGUGUUUCUGGCCAGUAUCAACCUGGUAGUGGUCCGUAACGCCGAGUAUGUUCCUCCUCAUGACUCUGAGGCCGCUUUGUACAUCCGACCUUUGGUAUUCGGGUCAGACGCUUUCUUCGCCGUCUCUGCAGGCACUGGCUACAGGUUCUGCGUAUAUGCGCAGCCAUACAAGGCAUAUCAUGGAGUCCAGCCCCUGCCAGCGCUGAUUUUGGAAGACUUGGACCGUGCUGCUCCUCGAGGCGUGGGCCAUGUCAAGGUCGGAGGCAACUAUGCUCCUGUGCUAAAGUGGAGUGAUCAGGCCCGUGCAGAGGGAUUCUAUAUCACUCUGCAUCUUGACAGUCGAACACAGUCGCAGAUUGACGAGUUUAGUACAUCCGGAUUUUUGGGACUGAAGAAGACUGGGAACUCGUUCACGCUAGUGGUACCUAGUAGUCCAUCGAUUCUUCGCAGCGUCACCAGCACAUCUUGUGUCGAGCUAGCACGGUCGUUUGGAUGGGCUGUGGAGUUACGACCAAUCCCGUAUUUAGAGCUGCCCCACUUCACAGAAAUUUUGGCUGCGGGGACGGCGGCUAUGGUCGUCCCGAUCCGGUCGAUCACCCGGCGGUCUACAGACGAUGUUUUCAAUUUUGCGGUUGAUGGACCUGGUGAAGGUUGCCAGCGUCUUUCGAAAGCGUUGUUGGCAGCGCAGAAGGGUGUAACUCCCAAUGAGGGAGACUGGCUUUGGCCUGUGAUGGCAGAUGACUAA
Penicillium digitatum Pd1 is the source of this 1062-nucleotide messenger RNA. Its product is annotated as Branched-chain amino acid aminotransferase. NCBI's taxonomy places the organism in Eukaryota, Fungi, Ascomycota, Eurotiomycetes, Eurotiales, Aspergillaceae. The record is from RefSeq and is a predicted model, not a curated record. Gene Ontology annotation, biological process: branched-chain amino acid metabolic process. Gene Ontology annotation, molecular function: branched-chain-amino-acid:2-oxoglutarate transaminase activity.